Molecule: messenger RNA, 2345 nt
Organism: Staurois parvus
Lineage: Eukaryota; Metazoa; Chordata; Amphibia; Anura; Ranidae
Source: the annotation of a GenBank genome assembly
AGAAAUUACCUGAAGAUUUAACACUAGAUGCCUUACUGGAGAUGAAUGAGUUAAAAGUGAAAGAGACCAUGAAGAGAUAUGGAGCCAGCACAGAAGAGUGUUCUAGGUUGAACGGCGCUCUUACCUGUUUAAAGAAACUAGCGUGGUCAGGUGGUGAUAUGAAGGAAACAUUAUGGAAUCCUCAUGAAAACCGCAAAGAAAGUUCAUCCCAACUUCCUUCUGACCUCUCAUCCCCGGUGGGGGCAGUUUGGAUUUUAAACACUCCAUUUCCAAAGGCCAACAGCCAUCAGCCUCGUUCGAUAUCCGUGUCCGCCAUCCCUGUUUCUGAACCCCAUGGACCUUAUAUUUGUCCUGAGAGCUUCCAGGAUCCUUUCCCUUCUUCCACACCAAGCAAUAGGUUAACAUUGAGGACUCCUCAUGGAAUUACAAUAACUCCACCCACCACACCUAUGUCAAAGAGGCAAAUGAAGUUAAAGCCUCCUCGGACACCUCCUCCACCUAGCCGCAAAGUCUUUCAGCAGCUGCUGCCUAAUUUUUCAACACUCAAAAGGAGCAAGUCUCAUGAAUCUCAGCUUGGAAACAGAAUAGAUGAAGUACCCCCCUUAAAGUAGGAUGCUCCACAAGGAUCACCACAGAUGGUACGGCGAGAUAUAGGGCUUUCAGUAACACAUAGAUUUUCUACAAAAUCUUGGUUAUCUCAAAUGUGUCAUGUUUGUCAAAAAAGUAUGAUGUUUGGAGUGAAAUGUAAGCACUGCAGGUUAAAAUGCCAUAACAAAUGUACAAAAGAAGCUCCUCCUUGUAGAAUAUCAUUUCUUCCUUUAACAAAAAUCAGAAGAACGGAAUCUGUCCCAUCAGAUAUUAACAACCAGGUGGACAGACCGCCAGAACCACUAUUUGGGACUCUCCCCAAAGCUCUCACUAAAAAGGAACACCCUCCAGCAAUAAAUCACUUGGAUUCAAGCAGCAAUCCAUCUUCAACUACUUCUUCUACACCUUCUUCUCCAGCACCUUUUCAGACCUCAAAUCCUCCCAGUGCAAUUACACCACCAAACCCUUCUCCCAUGGGGCUCAAAGACAGUCGCUUCAAUUUUCCAGCUGCCUACUACAUUCAGCAUAGACAACAGUUUAUCUUCCCAGAAAUACUGAAUCCACCUCCGGUAACACAACCACCUGAGCCUCCUGAAAAUUUAAGUGCUGAAGCCGAAAUGGAAACGGAUGUAGCAGAAGAGCAGGAAGCAGAGCAGGUUGAGGAGCAAGAAGCCAACAAAUCUGAGCCAGAGUAUGAUGAUGAUGAAGUGGAUGAGCUCCCUACAUCAAGGUCCACCAGUGGUACAUUCAGAGGAAUGAUUUUCCGCAAAGCCAGCCAGACUAGUGUAUACUUACAGGAAUGGGACAUACCCUUUGAACAAAUUGAACUUGAAGAACUUAUUGGUCAGGGAAGGUGGGGAAAGGUAUACAAAGGCAAAUGGCAUGGGGAGGUAGCUAUCCGGAUGUUGGAAAUAGAUGGAAAUAACCAAGACCACCUUAAAUUGUUCAAAAAGGAGGUGAUGAACUACAGGCAGACGAGGCAUGAAAAUGUGGUGCUCUUCAUGGGGGCCUGCAUGCACCCGCCACACUUGGCCAUUAUUACUAGUUAUUGCAAAGGGAGAACACUGCAUGCAUUUGUAAGAGAUCCCAAGACCUCCCUGGAUAUCAACAAAACACGACAAAUUGCACAAGAAAUCAUCAAGGGUAUGGGCUACCUGCAUGCCAAAGGCAUCGUCCACAAAGAUUUGAAAUCCAAGAAUGUUUUCUAUGAAAAUGGAAAAGUAAUAAUCACGGACUUUGGCUUGUUUGGCAUUUCGGGAGUUGUACAAGAAGGAAGACGUGAGAAUGAGUUGAAGUUGAGCCAUGAUUGGCUGUGCUUCCUGGCCCCAGAAAUAGUACGUGAAAUGGCUCCUGGAAAAGAUGAAGAUAAGCUCCCAUUUUCCAAAGCUGCUGACGUUUAUGCUUUUGGAACCGUGUGGUAUGAACUUCAAGCUCGAGACUGGCCUUUCAAAAGUCAAGCAGUCGAGGCUCUUAUAUGGCAAGUUGGAAGUGGUGAAGGUGUAAAGCAGCUAUUGUCCACUAUAAGUCUGGGCAAAGAGGUCACGGAGAUUCUUGCUGCAUGCUGGGCUUUUGAUGUCAGUGAAAGGCCAAGCUUUACCCUCCUUAUGGACAUGCUGGAAAAGCUGCCAAAACUUAACCGGAGGUUGUCACAUCCAGGUCACUUCUGGAAAUCUGCAGAACAAUGGCACAAUUUUUACAAAAAGGACCAGUUCUACCAGCAUGGUGUUCACAUUCACUGCCCAGUAGCUAACAAAUAA